GCCGGGCCGCACGGCGGGGCCAUAAAGCGGCAGCGGCGGCUGCUGGGGGUCGGCUCUAUGCUGCUGUGCCCUGCCAUGGUCGCGACCCGGCGCAGGUUGGCGGCGGGGCUGGGGCUGGCCGGGGCGGUCUGCGCCCUCCUGGGGGUCUCCCUGCUGCUGGUGGUGCCCAUCAUCGUGAGGGAUCAGGUGGUGAAGAAUGUGAGGAUUGACCCCAAGAGCAUCUCCUUCAGCAUGUGGAAAGACAUUCCUGUUCCUUUCUACAUGUCAGUGUACUUCUUUGAAGUGCUGAACCCCAAACAGGUCCUCCAGGGAGAGAAGCCGAUGCUGAGCCAGCGUGGACCCUACGUUUACAGAGAGUUCAGGAUUAAAAACAAUAUCACGUUCCAUGACAAUGACACCGUUUCCUUCAGGGAGUACCGCCAUCUCUUCUUCCAGCCGGACUUGUCCAAUGGCACUGAAGAUGACUACAUCAUAGUGCCAAACAUUUUGAUGAUGGGAGCAGCUGUGAUGAUGGAAAAGCUGCCAAACUUUGUGAAGAUUUUAGUGAGUGGAGCCCUGGCUGGCCUGAAACAGGAGGCGUUCAUGAACCGGACAGUGGGGGAGAUCAUGUGGGGAUAUGAAGACCCACUCAUAGACACAUUAAAUAUGUUUGUUCCUGGCCUGAUCCCUUUCAAGGGCAAAUUUGGCUUGUUUGUAGAGGUUAACAACUCUGAUUCAGGACUGUUCACGGUGAACACAGGCAUGAAGGACAUCAGUAUAGUUCACAUGGUGGAUACAUGGAAUGGGCUAAAGAAGGUCAACUACUGGCGGAGCGAGGAGUGCAACAUGAUCAACGGCACCUCAGGGGAGAUGUGGCCACCCUUCAUGUCCCCAACGUCCCUGGAGUUCUACAGCCCUGAUGCCUGCAGAUCCCUGACACUGGUGUAUGAGCAGUCUGGAAAUUUCAAGGGUGUGCCCACCUAUCGCUUCGUGGCACCAAAAACUCUCUUUGCCAACGGCACAGACUAUCCACCCAAUGAAGGCUUCUGCCCCUGCUUGCAGUCUGGCAUCCAGAACGUCAGUACCUGUAGGCUAAAUGCACCAAUGUUCCUUUCCCAUCCUCACUUCUACAAUGCUGACCCAACCCUGGUGAGCGCUGUUGGAGGCCUCCACCCCAGCAAGGAGCAGCAUGCGCUCUUCCUUGAUGUGCACCCGAUGACAGGCAUCCCCAUGAAUUGCUCCAUCAAGCUCCAGCUGAACCUCUACAUAAAGGAGGUGUCCGGUAUAAUUCAAACAGGGAAGAUUAAACCAGUGGUCCUGCCACUUCUGUGGUUUGCAGAGAGUGGAUCCAUCGAAGGUUCAGUUCUUAAGCAGUUUUACACCAACCUGGUGCUGAUCCCAUCCUUGCUGGACUACCUGCAGUAUAUCAUCCUUGGGCUGAGUGUCCCACUCAUUAUCUCAGCAGCUGUACUCAUGGCAAUGAGUCAGGAAAAAUGCUCUUUAUUUUGGAGUAGCAAUAAAAAGAACUCAAACAGUAAUAAGGCCAACCAGGCCACCUCUGCCAAAAAGCUGCCUCCGGUUAAGGGGACGGUGUUGCAGGAAGCCAGACUGUAGGUGGGUACCCGGCCAAGGUAAUGCACUUUUCUCUCAUCCUGAUUUGAUUAAACUUUGCUUUAAACCAAUCAAAUGGAAACAUCUACUCUCCAUAUCCUCCAGACACGCCCUCUUGGCAAGCUUUCACAUAAUGAUGUUGGCUAAUGGCCUUAGAUGUUUUAAUACUCACACUCAACCAUGCUGCAAGCACGUGUUCUUAUUGUUUCUCCUGGUGUACCUGAAGUGCAGCCCUAAUAAUAUCAGCAGGGAACAGGGUGAGAAGUAGGAUUGGUGUGAGGAAACACUUUCCUUGCCUAUUGAUCCUUCUCCAAGUGUUUGAAAGCGAGAGGUAAGUGUUUGAAUGAGUAUAAACUUCUGUGGAUAAUGGAGGUAGUCAACUGGUGGGUGUCACUCUCCUCCUGGAUGCACCAAGACUUGAGGGAAAGGCUUUCAGGAGGGAAUUUCUGAUGUAUGAAAUAUCUGGGUUUGUAUUACAGGAUCACAAAAUCUCUGAAUCAUUGAAAUUGGAAGGGAGCUGUGGAGGUCAUCUAAUCUACCCACCCUGUGCAAGCAGGGUCAUCUAGAGCUGGUUGCCCAGGACCAUGUCCAGAUGUCUCUUAAUCUCUCCAAGGAUGGAGAUACCCCCAACCUCACUUGGCAACUUGUUCAAGUUUUUUACAGUUUCCAUGGUUUAAAAGUGUAUUUCCCAAUGUUCAGAUAGAGCUUGUCUCUGCCCACUGGCUCUUGUCCUGUCCUAUGGAUGCCACGGAGAAGAGCCUGGCUCUGUAUUUACAUCCUCCCUUCAGAUACUUGUAUACAUUGAUAAGAUCCCCCCAGAGCAGUCUCUUCUCUGGGCUAAACAGUUCCAACUCUCUUGGCCUUUGCUCAUAAAAGAGAUGCUCCACUCCCUUAAUCAUUUUAGGGGCCCUUUGCUCGACUCUUCCCAGUAGUUCCAUCUCUCUUGUCCUGGGAAGCCAGGAAAUGGACUCAGUAUUCCAUGUGUAGCC
This is a messenger RNA of Dryobates pubescens (Downy woodpecker), 2579 nucleotides long. It is a transcript of the gene SCARB1, whose product is annotated as scavenger receptor class B member 1. The transcript is spliced from 12 exons. The record is from RefSeq and is a predicted model, not a curated record. Gene Ontology annotation, molecular function: lipid binding; low-density lipoprotein particle binding; scavenger receptor activity. The coding region runs from base 58 to 1593 and encodes 511 amino acids. Gene Ontology annotation, biological process: recognition of apoptotic cell; plasma lipoprotein particle clearance; cholesterol import. Gene Ontology annotation, cellular component: cytoplasm; caveola. NCBI's taxonomy places the organism in Eukaryota, Metazoa, Chordata, Aves, Piciformes, Picidae.